Messenger RNA from Vanessa atalanta (red admiral), 5642 nucleotides. It is a transcript of the gene fwe, whose product is annotated as calcium channel flower. Gene Ontology annotation, biological process: vesicle-mediated transport. Bases 64 to 639 code for a protein of 191 amino acids. Lineage: Eukaryota; Metazoa; Arthropoda; Insecta; Lepidoptera; Nymphalidae. The record is from RefSeq and is a predicted model, not a curated record. The transcript is spliced from 5 exons. Gene Ontology annotation, cellular component: membrane.
UGGGGAGGACUUGAAGAGAAAUAAUUCUGACAGCUGACAAAGCAGUGAAUUGAUUUUUCGAAAAUGUCGUUCGCAGACAAGAUAUCGAUGCUUAUGGAUCGGCCAGGGGGCGACAAUGCCCAAAAAGAUGACGUUCCUUGGUGGAUGCGCUACGCUGGUCGGGGGUUGGGAACAGUUGGCAGUUUCAUCGCCAUAAUCCUGGGACUCAUCAAUUGCACUGGCAUUAUAUUGAUGAAUGUCAGCUGUCUGAUAGCUGGCGUUUGGCAGAUGUUGGCAGGUUUCAUAGUGAUAGUGUGCGAGGCGCCCUGUUGCUGUUUCUUCAUUGACUACGUGCAGACUCUCUCCGAUCGUAUUGAGACACGUCCUUACUGGAAUAAGGCAGCUUUAUAUAUCGGUUUGGCGCUACCUCCGUUCUUCAUGUGCUUCUUCAGCGUGAGCACGUGGCUCGGCAGCGGUAUGAUAUUCGGCACGGGAAUUAUAUACGGGAUGAUGGCGCUAGGAAAGAAGGCGUCGAUAGACGACAUGAGGACGUCGGCUGCCAACCUCGAAGCCGGAGUCGGUCAGCCGACCACCGCCCCCCGCGCCAACCUGGUCACCAACGAGCAGCCCUUCAGCUUCACGGGCCCGCCCGCCAAGUGACGCGCGACCGCAGACUGCGGCUCUCGUGUGAAUGGACUCGACUAUUUCACCAUUCGUGAGUUGAACUGUGCUGCUCGUAGGCUUAGGUUUCUCCAAGGUUAUUUAUGUUGAAGGCGGUCGGGAUUCAAUCCGAGUUAUAUUUAUCGCUUGUUGACCAAAAAAAUUAUGUUCUCUUUUUUUUUUUUCGAAAUAUUUUAAUGGUAAUCUGUAUCCGAUCAUGUGUAACCUUAAUAAAUACAUUUUUAAAUCAUUUUUGAUAAAAUAAUAUUUCAUGAAGUUAAUAAAAAUGUUUGCAACAGAUUAAAAACAUGACGUUUGUCUAUGACUUGUGCAUUCAAAGAUAUUUGUAGAUAUGUGUGUAAUCCUAAUAUGCCAAAAUAUUAUAUAAUCAAUAUGGCAGCUUUUGACUUAUUUAUUAAUAUGGCGUUGCAGGCGUAUGCUACAUUCCAAUAUUGUUCUUGUUUUGUUAACAAUCUUUUUACGAUGAUAUCUAUAUGGUAAAUCAUAUUUAAAUAAAACACGGUCGAGCCGAAUACGUGUUUUCCGCGUGAAUUUAAAUUAUGUACAUUUUGGGUAUUUGAAAUUGUAUAAAAAUAAUAUACAACGAGAUUAUAAAAUUGCGAAAAGUGAUGACUUAAUCAAUCUUAGGAUUAAACUUACAAAAUUAUACCGUUAGAACAAAAGCUACUCUUAGGGUCUGAAGUUAUUUUAGAAUGAACAGAAGUUUAUAAAAACGAUACAAUGAAGUAUAUAAUCAAAAACAACUACACACUGAAUUUUCGAACAUCAUUUUAUUUCUUAAUGCUUACUUUAUUAUUGAAGGCAACUUUAUUACCUUCACUAACUUUAUAUCUCUUGGCAAAUGGUGAUCAGACAGACAUGAGACUGUUACAGUAUAAUCGACUAAAUAUAUAAUAGCGUGAACUAGCGCAGGUGUUACUUUAAAAUCAUUACUCAAUGAUAACAAACCAGUAAGAAACAUAUUUAUAUUUAAAUAAAAAGAUUGUUAACAGUAUAAGACUCGAAUUGGACAUGGGCUCAAACAUAUCCAGUUUGUUGCUUAUGUUAUCAAGUCGCGCAUACAUUUCGAUAAUUGAAAUUAUUAUGAAAUAAUGUAUUUUAUAAAUUAUAUAAGAUAAAGCUGUUGCCGGCUUAUUCAUUAUCUAUUAUAUUAAUGUAGCAAAGGCGUAGCGUAUACCGUUAAAUAGAUUGGGAUCUGACAUAUGCAUAGUAUUAGGUGAUGGUCUGACGAAAACGACAACACUGCGUGCGAACCAGGGUAAGCUUGUAUGCCCGUUGGCUUUAGAAGAAGCACAGACUCGCAAAUAUCGUAAGGUUUCGGGGAGCACAAGCAAAAUUAAAUUAUUAUUAAAUCAUCGUAAUGAAAAAAGUACAUUAUUACGAAAAUAAUUCAUAGUAAAGAGAAAAGAGUCUCCGCUCCUCUAUUGCUCCAGAGCCUCGAGACCACUGUCCGUCGUUUUUGGAAUAAAAUUUGUGCAGUCCACUCACACGUGACUCAACGUCCGCCACGUUUGUUAAGCCCCGCCCAUAAGUCAGAUCCCAAUGGCUCGUUUCAAAGUAAAUUGUGAAGUUUGUUAAAAGUAUAAUUAUUAGAGUGUUUCUAUUUACACAUAUUGUGUACGAGUGUUGUAGGUAAUCUAAUCUAACGUUUAUAAUAUUCAUGUCAUGUUUAUUCAUUCGUAACUGUUAUUUAUGAACGCACCCAUUACAUGUUAGUGUAAAUGUUUAAGAUAUUCUUGUGGCUCGGGGGGUUUUUGAGAUAUUGGGAGUUUGUCCUGAGGCUUCUAGUCUCUUCGCGUCUCGCUAGUUUAUAUGCAGAGGUACUAAUAUCAGAAUAUAUGGGUACAUAUAUAUAAUGUUUCAAAACCGAGAUACGUGCUCUAGUUAUGGUACACUUGUUUGAUCCUCGGACUCUAGGUCGUGGCGAAUCUUGACCUAAUCAGGCAAAUUUUACGAGACACUUGAUUUUGAGUACAUUCCAGAACCUUACUCAGAUGAGGAUUAGGGAGGGUUAGUGAUACCAUUGCUUGAUUUAUAGUUCUCUUUGCUACCUAAUAAUGGACUACAAGAAACUGGGAUUAUUCUCAAGCAAUUCACCCUCUCUGCUGGGGUCUUUAUAUCCGUUCUUGAUGGUUUAAGUGUUAUAAUUAUACGUUGGUGACCCAGUGAUAACAGAUGUAUAACCCAAUAAAGAAGUAACGUGUUGUACAUGUGAAAUAGCAGCAGGAUCGUCCAUCAUAUUAUCUUAUAUAUGUUUCUCUGCCAUAAGACAUAUAUGCUGAUAUACUUAUGUGUGUAUGUACUGUGUCGAGUUGUGGGGCGUUAUGGGCGUUAUGCGUUAUUCUAUACUACAUUAGUUAGUUGAGAGUAGAGGCGUCAGGUGAGUCACGUUCAUAGGACGAGUUGAAAAGUUUCUCCUUAAAUACUCCUGCGUAUAUGAAACGAUGAUAGAUGUUUAGUAUGAAGGCCUAUUUUCAAAUAUCGAUUUGCACUAAAAUAGUUCUAGCAAUUACAUUAUGGAUUCAUGCAAUUUCUAUAAAUAUAUUGUACAGGACUAAUUCCUAGUUCUUACAUACCUAAGUAUGAAAUAGAUUGAAUAAUAUUAAUAUAGAAGGUAUAAUUAUAAACAAUAUCGAUAAUACUUAAUAUUGAUGUAAAGUGAAGUCGACACAAGUCUGUGUGGCUUAAACCCUGCGUUCAGAAAUGGACCAAGAUUACUAGGUUAUAACUGAAUGAUAAUAAUUGUUUUGAAUAUAUUUUUCAAUGUCGCAAGAAAUAUUUCGUCGUCCGCGAGGCUGUAGCUUGGUUCUUAUCUCUACAUAUCAUUCUUUUUUUGUUUUUACUCUGCUAUUUAGUGCAUGAAUAUAGCAAAGUUUUAGAUAGCUAAUUGUAUAGUCAAUAAGCAUCAAAUUUAUUUAAUUUCAAAUUAAUUUUUUCAACGAAAUCAGUGUUGCAUAAAUAUAUGGAAAUUAUAAAGAAACCUUAAAAAGUAUUUAAAGGGUUAAAUUGUUAUAAGAAAUGAAUAUGAGAACUAAAUUUAAGUAAUAAAAAUUUGUCCGAAUUAAUUUUUAAUCUUUUUACUAAUUUACUAAUUAUUAUUUCGGUAUUAAACAUUCCAUUUGUAUGGUCUCAAUAUUAAUAAAAAAAUUAUUGUACUAAUAGCAAAAUUGCUCGAAACAUGAGCUAUAAAAAUAGGUCUAUACAUUGACUGAACAUUCUUUUCUUAUUAGGGGUUCAUUGAUUUUUAUUUUUAUUCUAGCAACACGGUAAACAACGUCAAUUUUGACUGCCUACUCUGAAAAGUUUUUGAACUAUCACUAGAAUUAGCAUAAAUCGUACGUCGUAUUGUAAUUUAAUAUAUGGUUUACUACCAUCACAUUGAGCGAUAUGACGUCUAUUCGGAUAUGUAUUUUUUUUCACUCUAACCGGCUAUUUUUUGUCUAAAUUGUAAAAUUAUACUAUUGUAUAACUAAUAUAUGCCCUUUCAAAGUAUGCAAUUUACUUGAGAUACGUUUGUUAAAAAUAAAUCUUUAUAAAUGUAAUAUAUUCAGUCUCUAGUGAUAUCUGUCAACCCAAUUUGUAAAUUAUUCAUUGUCUUAUCAAAUUAAAUUUCAGUACUCCGGACAUACACGACACUAAAUCUUAUAACAUAUACCUAAGACAGCAGAGUGAAUUUAAGAUAUCGUCAUUGCGAUAUAUUCUUUAGUUAAGAUUCACCGCUGUCAUUAUUGAAAGGAACGUUAUAUACCACUGGAUAUAUAAAAAAAAAAAAAAAAAAUUGGUACAAAGAAAAAGGGAAAGUUCGUAGAAAUUCAACUUAGUGUUCUGUAACUCUGGAAUAGUAAUAUUGUCUUGCAAAAUAUGAAAUGUAAAAAUAACAUAACAUUAAUCUGUUAAUAUUGCUGACUGUAAUACGAUGUGUUAAAUAUCACUGUUACCGAUUGAUAUUUUUUUAUAAAAUAUAUAGGAAAAAGGCAUUGGAUAUAAAGAAGUAUUAUGCACAUAGAAAGACCCUAGUCUAUAGGUAAUGUUAUAUCUAGGUUAAAAACUUUGCUCAUACCGCCAACAUUGUUUAUAUUUGGAUGUUAAUGUUGCCAGUAAGUUUUAUUUGUAUAAAAACACUACGUCCUAUUUUAAUUUAGAUCUGGCAACAUUAUACGAAUGACACGAUUGUUUAAAAUGCGUGCUUCCCUAAUUUUAAUUAUUUUGUAAUUAAAAAAUCCUACCAUUUUAAUUAUUUUUUUCAUAUUAUUGUAUGAUAGAUUGUUUCUAAGUGAAAUCAUUGAAAAUAUUCCUUUAUUUAAUAGUUUUGUAUAUAAUAUAGAAUCUAUUGUUAAAAUUAGUCACUUUUUAGCAUUUAAGUUUUAAAGUGCAUGAAAAUAAACUUGGUAUGUCUUGUUUAUGAAUUUAAAUCAAUAAUCAAUUUUUUAUUUAAUUCAAUUCCUAGUUUAUUUAAGCAAGUUAUAGUGAAUUUCAUAAAAUUGUAAUCCUAAUAAUAAAAUGGCAUAACAUCAAUUGUUACACAAGUAAAUAUAUUUUUUAUAGUCUUCACUCAUAUCCUUUCCUACGCCUUAUUAUGACCAAACAGCUUCAACUGUACUCAUUAUGAAACUAUGAAUGUAAAGUUGAAGAUGUUCUAUUUUGUUAAUUUUAGUCUCCUUGUUGGUUAGUUAAGGAUGUGAGUGGAAUACACAUUGUUAUUAGUUCUAACAUUAUAGUCUUCAAUAGAAUAUAUGGGGGUGUCAAUUUAUGUCGAUUCAAAAUAUUCUCGUUAAAUGUAUCAUCCUCCAUUAGUUAAUGAAAUAAUGUUAUUUUUGGACACUUUUGGCAUAAAGUGACAUCUCUGGUCAUAUGUUGCAGGUAGCUCGCAUCAAUUUAUGGUAUGGUAAAUAUAUAGAUUGUAGUUACGGUUACUGCAUUGUUCUUGUCGAUAAAUGUUAACAUUAGUAAGGCAUAUCUGUAAUAAAUGUGUGUAUAUUUAA